Molecule: messenger RNA, 1724 nt
Organism: Darwinula stevensoni
Lineage: Eukaryota; Metazoa; Arthropoda; Ostracoda; Podocopida; Darwinulidae
Source: the annotation of a GenBank genome assembly
AUGCCUACCGAGGAGGAGGAGGAGGAGGAGGAGGAGGAAGAACCGGAGAAACAGGUGGAUCUCCGCCCUUCGCAAGAGAGACAGGAGACGCCAAAGGCAGAGGAGCAGCAGCCUGAUUUCGUCAAGAGACAAGCGACCAAGAUGGAGGAGUUGGACGAACAGCUUCGGGAGUACAUCGAGGAAUGGAGGAAGCAGAGGACGAGGGAAGAGGAUGAACUCAAGAGACUCAAGGAGAAGCAGGUCAAGAGGAGGGUGAUGCGAGCGGAAGAGGAGAAGAAGUUGGCGGAGAGGAAGAGGCAGGAGGAGAUCCGAAAACAGAAGGAGUAUGAAGACAAACGGCAGAAGGAAAUGUCCGAAAAGAAGAGGCGAUUGGAAGAAGCCGAGAAGAAGCGCCAAGCCAUGCUCAAGGCCCAACAAGAGAAGUCUCGCGGUCCCAACUUCACCAUCACCCGGGGAGCUUCAAAGACCAAAUUCGAUGACCCGAGGGCGGAGUUCAACAAACCAAAAGAGCAGCUGGAGGAGGAGAAAAAGAUCUCUUUGGGGAUUCGGAUCAAGCCGUUGGACAUCGAUGGUUUGAACCACGAACAUUUGAUGAAGAAAGCCCAGGAACUCUGGGAUGCCAUUAUCAAGCUAGAGACAGAGAAGUACGAUCUUGAAGAGAGACAAAAGAGACAGGACUACGACCUGAAAGAGUUGGGAGAGCGGCAGAAACAGUCGUUGAGAAACAAAGCGCUGAAGAGAGGGCUAGACCCGGAGGCUCUGACGGGCAAAUAUCCUCCCAAAGUUCGAGUUGCGAGCAAGUACGAACGCCAAGUGGACAGACGGACUUUUGGCGAUAAAAAGGAUCUAUUCACUGGCGGCUGGGACAAGGAACUAACAAAAGAGCAAGAAAAAGUCUGGAAGGAAAGACUUGAACAAUUUAUGGGCAGACCGAAGACCAGACUCCCGAAAUGGUUUGGUGAGCGACCUGGGAAGAAGAAGGAUGAGCCAGAGACACCAGAAGAGGAGUUGGUGAAGAAGGAAGACGAGGAGGAUCUGGAGUUGGUACCUCCCCCAUUCGAGGAUGAGCUCGAAGAAGAGAAGGAAGAAGCCGAGGAAGAGGAGGAAGAAGAAGCCGAGGAGGAAGAGGAGGAAGAGGAAGAGGAAUAAAGCAAAUACAUUUAUAACCCUCCCCACCCCUCACCCCACCCAUUUUGAUCCAUCCACCAACAUUGCAGUGCCAGAAAUCAAUGGACGAACAUUCGCUUCUCAGUCGUUUCCUGUCAAGGCUUGGAACAAGGAAAAAUACAUCUCCCUGCUUCUUCUCUUCACUUUCUAUCUCAUGCAAUUGUGCACUGCAAGACAGAGAUUCAUGAACCGGGGAUUGUGAUGUUCCUGUUUUUAUGGUCCGUGAGUGUGAAAGGGAGGCUAGCAGAAAGAGGGAGAUGAACCCAGCCCGAGUCAGCACGUCCCUCUCUUUCUUCUAUCCCUCUUUCUACUUUUCGUUGUCAUUUCGAGCGCAGGACAAUAUUUCAACAUCUUGGCGGCAUUCCCUGUCUUAACCCCCAUGCAGUUCCCCUUCCAUGUAUUUUUCAUUUUGAGCUUCCGUCUCCCUUUUUUUUUGUUUCUUCGCAGUUCUUGUCUUCUCUUCCCUCCGGGGCACCUAUGAAACAAUAAUGCAAGGCGAUGGUUGUUCUCUGCCUCAUAGCUAAGUCUUGAUAUUAAACCGAUGUUUUAUGUGGAUC